Messenger RNA from Harpegnathos saltator (Jerdon's jumping ant), 1564 nucleotides. Its product is annotated as UPF0587 protein C1orf123 homolog. Gene Ontology annotation, molecular function: zinc ion binding. Bases 344 to 829 code for a protein of 161 amino acids. Lineage: Eukaryota; Metazoa; Arthropoda; Insecta; Hymenoptera; Formicidae. The record is from RefSeq and is a predicted model, not a curated record. The transcript has 3 exons.
GACUUGACCCAACCUUCUUGCUCUUGCGCUCGCGCGCACGGUGUUGGUUCGCGAUCUCGCCGCACGAGGCCUCCAAAAGUCAACGUUGGAUUUGUCUUUGGCUCCUGCAGACCCUUAAAAUCUAAUGUAAAGAAAGCGUCAUUUUAUUCUUUGCUAAUCAGUUUCGCUGGGAAGUGAUUAUACAUCCGCUGUUUAUACGUGAUAGUCAUUGCAACAUUGGCCAUCUGCAUGAAAAUUCGUCCACUGAACGAGACCAUAAAUUUGCAUUCGAACUGGAGUUCUAAUUUCGACAUAGCGACGGAUCUUUUGAACACAGUGGACAUAGCAUCGUACAGAAAAAAAAAUGGUGAAAAUAGCGUUACAGAUCACUUGUAGACUCGACAAUAUCGAGGAACUGAAGCCAGGUGGGCCGGAAUUCAGGUGGUGUCUAAAGUUCACUUGCUCCAACUGUGGACAGGCAUCGGAGAAGUGGAACUACGUCUCCCUGGAAGAGUCAACACCGAUGCAACGAGGCAGUGGUGUCAAUAACUUUGUAAUCAAGUGCAAGCUCUGCUCCAGGGAGAAUUCAAUGACAAUAAUGGAGCAUACCAUCAAGUCCUUCACUUUGAACGAUCAAGGCAAGUUUAAAGCAAUUGUGACAUUUGAUUGCCGAGGAAUGGAACCUUCUGACUUUUCCGCGAGGGAAGGAUGGACUGCCCAAACCAUAGAAGGGGGCAGAGAGUUCAGUGAUGUAGAUUUGAGCGAGGGAGAAUGGGAGUACUACUGUGAUGAAACCCUGCAACCUGUCGGGAUAUAUGAGAUCAAACACAGAUUUGAAAAGAUCAAGUAAGGAUAUUUCAAACGUGUUUGCUGCAGUAUGCACAUUUCAUUUACUAGGAUACUGCGACGAUUGAUUUCGACGAUGAAUCACGACGAUUGUUCUUUUUGUUAAAGAAGCCCUUUCACAGGAAGUCUAUGAGAUUUCUAAAGUCUAUAUAAUUUUCAUACUUGCUUUGUUUUCCACUUUUGUUGUAUCUUCUGCAAUCACUCGGAAUGAUGUAAAGGGAAAUUAUAUUCUAUUCACGUUUAGGUAUAAAAAUAUCCAAGCUAAGCAUAUAUACUUGUUUGAUAAAUAUGAGCAAUUAAGCGUGCUUAUAUGUAAGUGUCUAUAGUUUGUAAUAUAUAUAUCAUGAGGGAAUUAUUGUUUUAUAAUAAAGAUAUAGUCUUUUUGUAAGUCUCUUCGUAAGACGAACUAUUCGUACCUGAGUGGAAGUAAUUCGUCGUUAUGAUGUGUAUGGGGGUGAGAAAUAGACACCAUUCGGUCGAGGUAGAGACAAAGAGAGUAACUAGAAUAGAUCCAACGACAUAAUAUAAUUUAUUCAUAAUCAUAUAAAAAAACCAUUUUAUUUUGCAAAUGGCUUCGUACACAAGAGAUAUCGUUUGCGAUAACAAUAAUUCCGCUUUUCCGCUCCAAGCACGUUCGGAGUUGCCGAUUUAAUUUAUAUACCCUGCGUAAAUAACCGAGUGACUAGUGUCGCUUUGCGGGCAAGGGCAUGCUGAGAAAUCGUGCCGACGGUCUUAUACU